Messenger RNA from Prionailurus viverrinus (fishing cat), 3322 nucleotides. Its product is annotated as C-C chemokine receptor type 3-like. Gene Ontology annotation, cellular component: membrane; cytoplasm. The record is from RefSeq and is a predicted model, not a curated record. Gene Ontology annotation, biological process: G protein-coupled receptor signaling pathway; inflammatory response; immune response. Gene Ontology annotation, molecular function: C-C chemokine receptor activity. The transcript is spliced from 8 exons. The coding region runs from base 1861 to 2946 and encodes 361 amino acids. Lineage: Eukaryota; Metazoa; Chordata; Mammalia; Carnivora; Felidae.
CACAGAGCCCGACCCGGGGCUCGAACCCACAAACAGCGAGAUCACGACCUGCGCCGAAGUCGACGCUUAACCGACUGAGCCAGCCAGGCGCCCCAUUGUUUCUGUAGGCCUUUGGGCUUCACAGGAGGGCAGUGUGCAGUGGACAGAGGGAACCCAGAAACACCCUGGACCCCCAGCGAGCCAGAAGCAGGCCGUGCCGGCUGCAGAAGCCCUCCCACGACCCCCCUGGGAAAAUGUGGGAAGACGUUGCCCUGACCAGAGCACCCAGGAAGGGCUCCCAUGGUUCAUUGCUUGCACGUGGAGAACGCUCUGGGGUCCCUCCCGGGAAGAUCCAAGCCUCUCCUGAAUUCCAUAUUCCCCGUCGACGUACCCCGAGGUGAUUCCGGAACCGUCACCUUUUUAGGCCUCUCCGUGUUGACUUCCCUCUAUCGCCAUCGCCAACGGCUGGCGUGUUCCACAAGGUGAGAAGGCUGAGGUCCAGCACGAUCUGCUGAUGAAGGUUAUGGAGCUAUUCGGUCACAUGGAAAGGCACUUCUCGGGUCUUCUGGGGACGUCUAACCCUGCGCUCCACCUCGACUCAUCAAGAGCAGCGAGCCUGUUGAAAAGGGGAAGCCGUCUUGUGUCCUACCUUCCCAAUGCCUCUGAUCAGACGGCUUCUCCAUUUCGUGCGUGGCAAGACCUAAGCUGUCCCCGGGUGCAUAAAGGACUUUGCUAAAGUCACAGUCAUCCACACUUGGCCUUUUGUACCUCAUCAGUCAGCUUGCCCACGGCUGGGCCCAUCGUGUGUUCGCCGUGCCUUCAUAAAUUCUCAACUACUGAGGACAUGACCGCUCCAAGUUAGCCAUUUCGCGUGUAUCGAUGUUGACUUCGUAAGAAACAGUCCGUGAAAAUAGAACUUGCAUUUACGUGUGUACAUACAUCUACAUAGUGCAGUUGUAUAUAUACAUGUGUAUUUUAAGGGUUCAUUGAAAAUCCACCCUAAGUCAGGCUAUGAUGAUGAAUCAGUGAAUCAAAUGAUUUGGUCUUCGUGUCUGGAUCUGCAAGGUUGACUGUUUGUUUUUCCUAGACCUGUCCUAGAGGAUAGGGGUAGAAAUCCCUCCUAAUCUUUUGGGAAACCUUGGAUUGAUGCGGGUGGAAGUUAACAGUUGUUUGACCGGUGUUUAGAGGGAGGGUGAUGGGAGUAUGGGGACUUUGGUACACGGAAGUGAUGGGGGUAUUUGUAGCUCUUUUCAGACGGUGGUGAUGAUUACAUUGAACCAGGUAGGCUGAGUUAUUUCUCUUGGGGCAAGAAUCGUAUGACUCAACAAGAAAAAAGCAGAUGUACCCAGCAUAAAAUGGGUAAAGGGCACCGCCAGAUAAUUCACAGAAAAGGAAAUAUGGAUGAUUACCAAUUACAGUUUUAAAAAAUGCUCAGUAAUUAAACAAAUAUUAGUUACACCAUAAUGACGUCUCUUUUGCCCAUAUACGUGGCCAAUUUUUUUCUCCUUUCUGUCUUCUUGGUGUUGACGGAUGCUUGCUGAGAUUAGAGCCAUCACCUACUACUGCCCAGAAUAUAUACAUCGCUGAACACUUCCUGGAAGCAAUUUGACAAAACGCAUCAAGAGACUUAGAAAACAGGUGGAUGGAUACCUCUGGCUCCUUCAACUCAUCUUUACCAGGCCCCUCCCCCAUAUCUCCACUGCCAUCUUCGAAAGGCCCAAUGAGAGGAGAUGAGAAGCCAAAAUUAAGAAGCUGGCAACGUAAACAGGAUGAGAAAAAACUAAAGCCGUCCUUCAAAUGAAUGGGUCAGGCUAAGUUUAAACCACUCUGGACUGCAAUUUGUGAAUCCUUCUUCCUGCUGCCCGGUGGAAAGCUGGGACAAUGGAGGCUUUGAUGGCCGGAACUGAGACGGUGACAGCGGAUGCGUCUGUCAGGACCACACUGUUCGACUAUGAGUUCUCGCUGCCAUGUGAGAAAAUCAACGUCAAGGAGCUGGGGUCCCGCCUCUUGCCCCCACUGUAUUCCCUGGUGUUCGUGGUUGGUCUGCUGGGCAACGCGAUGGUGGUGGUGAUCCUCACGAAAUACAGGAGGCUCCGGAUCAUGACCAACAUCUUCCUGCUCAAUUUGGCCAUUUCUGACUUGCUCUUCCUGUUCACUCUGCUGUUCUGGAUUCACUACAGCAGGUGGAAAGAGUGGGUGUUCGGCCACUUCAUGUGCAAGCUCCUCUCCGGGCUUUACUACAUGGGCUUGUACAGCGAGAUUUUCUUCAUCAUCCUGCUGACCAUAGACCGGUACCUGGCCAUCGUCCACGCCGUGUUCGCCCUGCGGACCCGGACCGUCACUUUCGGUAUCAUCAUGAGCGUCCUCACCUGGGGCCUGGCAGGGAUAGCAGCCCUCCCUGAAUUUAUCUUCCACCAGUCCCAAAAUGAUGCUGAACAGUACAUCUGUUUGCCUCUUUAUCCAGGAGGCCAAGAGGAUAACUGGAAGCGUUUCCAUGCUCUGAGCAUGAACAUCCUCAGUCUGGCCCUGCCUCUGCUCAUCAUGGCCGUCUGCUACGCGGGAAUUAUUAGGACACUGCUGAGAUGCCCCAAUAAAACCAAGUACAAGGCCAUCCGGCUCAUUUUUGUCAUCAUGGUGGUCUUUUUCAUGUUCUGGACCCCCUACAACCUGGUCCUCCUUCUCUCUGCUUUCCAAACGAUCUUCUUUGAGGUCAGUUGUGAGCAGAGCAAAUGGCUCGAUGUGGCCAUGCAGGUGACAGAGGUGAUCGCCUACACGCACUGCUGCGUUAACCCCGUCAUCUACGCCUUCGUCGGGGAGAGGUUCCGGGAGCACCUCAGCCACUUCUUCCGCAGGCACGUGGCCACCAACCUGGGCAAAUACAUCCCGUUCCUUCCCAGCGAGAAAUCAGACCGAGCCAGCUCUGGCUCCCCGUCAACGGGGGAACAGGAGCUCUCUUUUGUCUUUUAGGCCAGAUGCGGAAAAUUACCUAAAGCGGAUGAGCCGGGCAGAUGAAGGAAACACAUUAAGUCCAUCGCGUUGACUUUAACGCCAGCCCUUUGAACUUCUAGCUCGAUGCCGAAACUUGUAAAGACAUUAAAGCGUAUACACAAUGGGGUCAGCAGACCCGUGUGCCCCGGGCAUUAACGGGGGUCACUAGUUAGUCAGUUCACUUGCCGUCCACACAGAAGUUUGCUCGGUUCUCGGAAGAGUUACAUCCAGUGUAAUGUACCCAAGUGUUAGCUAGUCACUAUAUGCAGCUAUGAGCAGGUAAAUCAUUUUAUAGUUUAAACCUUAACUUUAGCUAGCUGUUGCAUAAAUGAAACGUAUUUCACAAAAUACAAUA